This is a messenger RNA of Trypanosoma theileri, 351 nucleotides long. RefSeq lists its product as uncharacterized. Lineage: Eukaryota; Euglenozoa; Kinetoplastea; Trypanosomatida; Trypanosomatidae. The record is from RefSeq and is a predicted model, not a curated record. The annotation marks the transcript as partial. The transcript has a single exon.
GUGGUUCUUGAGGCUGGAGAACAUAUCGACGCUGCGAAAACUUAUCGUAAUAAUGUGAAGGAUGUCCUGCAGCAACUCGAAGCCGCAGUUGUUGCUGCCAAAGAGAAGAAAGAAAAACAGGUGGAGCCUGAACCACAGCCACAGGAACAGACAAAUGAAACAUCUCUUCCACCCAAUAAUNUGUGUGGGUGUGGCUCAUGCUGCUCCAUCAACACCAGGUAUCUCAAGACUUAUUGUGUAGGCACAAGAGAAGGCGAAGGAGGUUUUAAAGCAGAAAGGGGAGUGCGAGAAAGUCGCCAAGGCUGCUCUAAAGGCUGUGGAUGCAGCUCAAGUAUUUGCUGUUACCACUGA